CAGAAGUCACACCCAAUGAGAAGGAAGCGGCGUUCGCCGUGGCCCUAUCGGCUGCUACAAUAUAAGAACGGAUACGCCCAACUGGCGGACACUGCAGCUUGGUGGUUCCGGGUCCCGCCUAGCCUGGCUUUUACCCGUGCCCGGCCGGGACCUAGGGGCAGUCGGAAGAGACCUUCUAAGCCGGUGGGUCGGUGCUGCCUGAGGUGCGCGUUGGCGUCAGGCCGGGAGCGGCUGCUGCUCGCGUCAGGAAUGUAUAAAGGCAGUCGGCAGAGUAAGAGAAGAUAUGGGCGGAGGGGUCACCAGCAGAGCCAUUGGUUCAGACAGCGUGGCUCCAGUGAGAGGUGUAACACGGGGACACCGCAAAGCCCACAUGACUCCAGCCCCAGCGAUGACGAGUCUCCGUCAACCUCUUCCAGCGCAGCUGGAAGCUCUCCCGUGCUAGAUCUACCAGGGUAUUACUUUGACCCUGAAAAGAAACGCUACUUUCGCUUGCUCCCUGGGCAUAACAACUGCAACCCCCUCACGAAGGAGAGCAUCCAGGAAAAGGAAGCAGAGAAGAAAAGGCUGCAGCUAGUGGAAGAGGACAAGCAGAAAAAGAAAGUAGCCAGAGUGGGAUUUAAUGCAUCUUCCUUGCUACGUAAAAGACAGCUGGGUUUUCUCAAUGACGUCAGUUAUUCCCGUCUGGCCCAUGAGCUGCGAGUGAGCUGCAUGCAGAAGACAAAGGUCCACAUUCAGAGCUCGGAUCCCUCUGCUUUGGCAAGUGACCAGUUUAAUCUCAUACUGGCUAAUAACAACAGGGACCGGCUCUUCACAGUCAUUGACGUCAAAGUUGGCGGCUCCAAAUACAGCAUCAUCAACCUCAACCGUCUGCGGAUCCCAUCACUCACUGUGAGAAUGUAUGAAAACCUGUACUUCACCAACCGGAAGGUGAAUUGUGUGUGCUGGGCCUCGCUGAAUCACUUGGAUUCCCAUAUUCUGUUGUGCCGCAUGGGAAUUGCGAAGACUCCAGGCUGCGCCACUCUGCUCCCAGCAUCGCUGUUCGCCCAUAGUCAUCCAGUAGUCAGAGACCGGCCCGGCAUGCUCUGCAGUUUCCAGAUUCCCAGCGCCUGGUCCUGUGCGUGGUCCCUGAAUAUCCAGGCAAAUAACUGCUUCAGCGCAGGCCUGUCUCAGCAGGUUCUGCUGACCAACGUGGUGACGGGACACCAGCAGUUAUUCAGCACCAGCAGUGAUGUCCUGACCCAGCAGUUUGCUAUCUUGGCCCCUCUGCUGUUUAAUGGCUGUCGUUCCGGGGAGAUCUUUGCCAUUGAUCUGCGUUCUCACAGUCAGGGCAAGAGCUGGAAGGCCAUGUGCCUGUCCCAUGACUCAGCGGUGACCUCUGUGCAAAUCCUCCAAGAAGAACAAUGCCUGAUGGCAUCAGACAUGGCUGGAAAGAUCAAGCUGUGGGACCUGAGGACCAGUAAAUGUUUAAGGCAGUUUGAAGGUCACGUGAAUGAGUACGCCUACCUGCCCCUGCACGUGCACGAGGAAGAAGGAAUCGUGAUAGCAGUGGGUCAAGACUGCCACACAAGAAUCUGGAGCCUCCGUGAUGCCCACCUGCUCAGAACCAUACCUUCCCCUUACCCUGCCUCCAAGGAGAACAUCCCCAGUGUUGCCUUCUCUUCUCGGCUCGGGGGCUUCCGGGGAGGACCGGGGCUGCUCAUGGCUGUCCAGCAGGACCUCUACUGUUUCGCCUACAACUGAUCCUGCAGGUGACAGCCUAGAGGAAUGUUAGUUUGACUUAGAGAAGUAACGGGCUUCAAUUGCUGUUCUUUUUCUAGCGAAGGCAUUUUAAACGGGCACUCUGUGUGCACAGAUCCCACCAUAUGGCGGCAGCGGUGAAGGUGUUAAGUGCUUUAUGUGGAGACACUUCAGUAAAGUUAUUUUCAUUAAAUUGUGGGCUCAGAGAGCCUGAAAGUCCUUUUCAUAAAAGGUUCCUAUUUCUUAUUCUUGUUGAAUUCCUUAGAAUAGCCUCCCCACACUUUUUUUUUUUUU
Molecule: messenger RNA, 2031 nt
Organism: Loxodonta africana (African savanna elephant)
Lineage: Eukaryota; Metazoa; Chordata; Mammalia; Proboscidea; Elephantidae
Gene: DCAF4
Product: DDB1 and CUL4 associated factor 4
Exons: 14
Coding region: 16-1740 (574 amino acids)
Cellular component (GO): Cul4-RING E3 ubiquitin ligase complex
Molecular function (GO): protein binding
Source: RefSeq, a predicted model, not a curated record